Messenger RNA from Babesia ovata, 348 nucleotides. Its product is annotated as 40S ribosomal protein. Gene Ontology annotation, biological process: translation. The transcript is spliced from 2 exons. Gene Ontology annotation, molecular function: structural constituent of ribosome; mRNA binding. NCBI's taxonomy places the organism in Eukaryota, Apicomplexa, Aconoidasida, Piroplasmida, Babesiidae. Gene Ontology annotation, cellular component: cytosolic small ribosomal subunit; ribosome. The record is from RefSeq and is a predicted model, not a curated record. The coding region runs from base 1 to 348 and encodes 115 amino acids.
AUGCCCUUCAAGCGCAGGAACGGAGGCCGCUCCAAGCACGCGCGCGGACGCGUACGUCCCAUUCGCUGCAGCAACUGCGGCCGCUCGGUGCCGAAGGACAAGGCCAUCAAGCGUUUCAACGUCCGUAACAUCGUGGACGCCAGCUCUCAGCGUGACAUCAAGGAGGCUUGCGCCUUCUCCACUUUCAACUUGCCCAAGUUGUACAUCAAGCAGUGCUACUGCGUGUCAUGUGCCAUCCACUCCCGCGUGGUGCGCGUGAGGUCCGCCGAGGCUCGCAAGAUCAGGACCUACGUCCAGCCCAGGAGCGCACACAUCAGGAUCAACAUGCCCCAGACCAAGGACAACUGA